GUUCUGCGAUAGCAAACACCGGCGCCCUGUUUUAAUGCUCGCACACGGCACCCGGCCAGUCGACGUGUUCCUCCCACUCGUUUCCCACUCCACCACAAGGCUGCACGUUGUGCGGAUACCGGGAAGCCAAGGUUACACAGCGACUCCCCCCAAGGUGAUAAAUGGAGCCAUUCAAUCACAGAUUAAACAUCUACAUUGAAUCAUGGAUGGGGCCAAGAGACCAGCGGGUGAAGGGAUGGCUCCUGCUCGACAACUACCCCCCGACCUUGGCGCUGUCGCUGGCCUACCUGCUCAUCUUGUGGCUGGGGCCCAAGUUCAUGAGGGACCGCAAGCCGCUGUCCUGCCGACCCCUGCUGGUGGCCUACAACCUGGUCCUCACCGUGCUCUCCUUCUACAUGUUCUAUGAGCUGGUGGCCGCAGUGAGGAGUGGAGGGUACGACUUCUACUGCCAAGACACACACAGCGAUGACGAGACCGAUAACAAGAUCAUCCAUGUGCUCUGGUGGUACUACUUCUCCAAGCUCAUCGAGUUCAUGGACACCUUUUUCUUCAUCCUGCGGAAGAACAACCAUCAGAUCACGUUCCUCCACAUCUACCAUCACGCCAGCAUGCCCAACAUCUGGUGGUUCGUCAUGAACUGGGUGCCCUGUGGCCACUCGUACUUCGGGGCGGCCCUCAACAGCCUGAUCCAUGUGUUGAUGUACUCCUACUACGGCCUGUCCGCGGUGCCGGCCCUGCGGCCAUACCUCUGGUGGAAAAAGUACAUCACACAGGGACAACUGAUUCAGUUCUUCAUGACGAUGACCCAGACGCUGUGUGCCCUGGCGUGGCCCUGUAACUUCCCCCGGGGCUGGGUGUGGUUCCAGAUAGGAUACCUGGUGACCCUCAUCAUACUCUUCACCAACUUUUACAUUCAGACCUACAAGAAGCAGAAGGUGUCCCUUAAGAACGGCUCCUCAACGAACGGACACGCCAACGGAGUGUCCCACGUGGAACACUCUCUCCAUAAAAAGCUGAGGGUGGAUUAAUGUACAGUACCACGACCUCACCGAGCCCUUUGUUGUAGAGCAGCAGCUGUUCCGGGGACACGUGUAUAUAUCCCCGUUCAUACGAUGAACUUCAAAUAGUUUGGUAUCCACUUGGGAAAGUAAAAAUAGCGAUAGCCCCAGUUAUCCAGAGACUUUUACAUAUUUUUGCACAUAUUACCACUAAUGGUAUUACAUAAUGCUAUCAUAGCUGUACUUCCAGGACUGGUUUUAUCUGUGAGACAAUAGUUUCUACUCCAUAUAUUUAACACGCCUCCAUAGCCGAAUAGCUUGCUGGUUGACGAAGGGCCUCUCCCAGCCCUUCCUUGGUGCCCGUCGCUCACAAAGCCACACACUUGUCAUUCCCGUACCUUCUGUCUACAACGGUUCCGUGGAUCAAAGCACUAGAGCCGUCUGAGGCAGCCCGGAGAGAGCUCAACGCUAAGUUGAUUUGUCGAGUGACAUCCGGUAAUAAAAUCGAGAAUUAUCUUCCUAAUUAUAGAACAUUCUUUCUGGCCCUUCCCCUGUACUGGUUGUAGUACUACGUGUUCCCUCUAUAGUUGUGACUUGAUGUAUUUAUUAUGUACAAGAGCCACCUGGUUGGCCAGCGGUUUAACCCUGAGCGGAUGGGAUAUUAUUAAUGUACAGUCUAGUUUAGGAAUCCUUUAGAUUUUGUUUUUUAACUAUGUCUUACAUUUUUUUUUUUAACCUGGCUUGUGAAACGCUGACUUCUUGGCAGUCGGUGAUCGGUCUGAUCAGCAGGCCCGAAGCGCGAUGGCGCGGAUCUCAUACACUCGGUGGAAACGUCUGCCAGAGUUCUGAAUCCAAGACGAGCGUAGAAAACCCACACUCCUCCUGCUUGGCAUGCCAUGU
Messenger RNA from Gadus morhua (Atlantic cod), 1898 nucleotides. RefSeq names its product ELOVL fatty acid elongase 5 (gene elovl5). The transcript is spliced from 8 exons. The record is from RefSeq and is a predicted model, not a curated record. NCBI's taxonomy places the organism in Eukaryota, Metazoa, Chordata, Actinopteri, Gadiformes, Gadidae. Gene Ontology annotation, molecular function: fatty acid elongase activity. Bases 162 to 1028 code for a protein of 288 amino acids. Gene Ontology annotation, biological process: sphingolipid biosynthetic process; fatty acid elongation, saturated fatty acid; fatty acid elongation, monounsaturated fatty acid. Gene Ontology annotation, cellular component: endoplasmic reticulum; endoplasmic reticulum membrane.